CCGAGUCAUCCCACAAACAGGUUUAUUGCUUGAAAACUUCGGUUCUACCUGGAAAGUUUUUACAUUUUUACCCCCAAACUAUCCGAACGUCUCCCGCAAAUUAAUAUGGGCCAAGACUACACGCCACCUACGGGUGUUCCUCCCACAUGGGGAAAUAAAGAGCAAGCCCCACCAACAUACAGUGCAGAGAACGACACCCACCUGAGUUCCUAUCCCCAGCAGGCCCACCAUCAACAGCAUAGCUAUCAACAAGAAUCCAACCAGGAGAGUUACCAGCAGCAGCAUAGCUACCAGCAAGGACCCAACCAGGGGGGUUAUCAGCAGGGCUAUCCUCAGCAGGGCUAUCCUCAGCAGGACUAUCCUCAGUAUCAGCAGGGCUACACUCAGCACCAGCAAGGCGGCUACUAUCCUCAGCAACAGCGUGGCUACUAUCAGCCUCAGCCCCAACCGGUCUAUAUCCAGCAGCCGGCGCAGCGGUCGGGCCAAGAUGACUUUAUGACCGCCUGUUGCGCAGGAUGCUGUGUCCUACUUACCUUGGACAUCUGUCUCUUCUAAGCGCAGCACAGUAGUCUGUAGUAUGCUUGAUAUCUCCAUUACCCUAAAACCAUUCUCUAAUUCUUUGAUUCCUGUGGCAAACUCCUGUCGGCGAUGCUACUAUUGCAAGAUGUUCUCUCAUAGGUUUCAGCUCUUCUCCCGGGGCCCUGGGACAAUGAUCUACGCUCUAUCCUCUUAAAACAAUCUCUUCCUUAUGGUUUCUACCAAAGUGUAACCUGACAUACAGUGCUAGUGAUUUUAAUGAAAUGCACGAUAUAAUACCUUAGUGUAGUAGUAAGGGUCUUA
Molecule: messenger RNA, 840 nt
Organism: Babjeviella inositovora NRRL Y-12698
Lineage: Eukaryota; Fungi; Ascomycota; Pichiomycetes; Serinales
Exons: 1
Coding region: 106-555 (149 amino acids)
Source: RefSeq, a predicted model, not a curated record